This is a messenger RNA of Sorex araneus (European shrew), 5276 nucleotides long. RefSeq names its product aspartate beta-hydroxylase (gene ASPH). The record is from RefSeq and is a predicted model, not a curated record. Gene Ontology annotation, biological process: peptidyl-aspartic acid hydroxylation. Bases 274 to 2646 code for a protein of 790 amino acids. Gene Ontology annotation, cellular component: membrane; endoplasmic reticulum. The transcript is spliced from 25 exons. Lineage: Eukaryota; Metazoa; Chordata; Mammalia; Eulipotyphla; Soricidae. Gene Ontology annotation, molecular function: protein binding; peptidyl-aspartic acid 3-dioxygenase activity.
GGGAAGGGGCGCGGCCUCGGCGGCCGGCCCGCCGCGCUCCGGCGCCCGGGGGAGGACUCGCGGCUAGGCGCACGCGAGGCGGGAGCGCACGCAGCGCCGGUGGCUGCCGCGGAGAGUCCACCCCGGGCGCGCGGCGGGCGGUGUCGGAGCACGGGCUCUGCUUGCGGCGGCCGCGGUCCGCUCCGGCCGACCACUCCGGAGUUCCCUUGCGUCUCUGCACCCCCCGCACCCCACCCCCGCCCCCACCCCUCGCUCGCCCGGGCCGUGCGUGAGAUGGCCCCGCGGAAAAAUGCCAAGGGCGGCGGUGGCAACAGCAGCAGCGGCUCCGGCAGCGGCAGCCAGGGCUCCGGCAGUAGCGGGAGUAGCAGCGGCGGCGGCGGCUCCGGCAGCAGCAGCAGCAGCGGCGGCAGCAGCAGCGGCGGCAGCAGCAGCAGCUCCGGGAGCCGGAGAGAGACAAAGCAUGGAGGACACAAGAAUGGGAGGAAAGGAGGCAUUUCUGGAAGCUCAUUUUUCACAUGGUUUAUGGUCAUCGCAUUACUCGGAGUCUGGACGUCAGUAGCUGUCGUUUGGUUUGAGCUUGUUGAUUAUGAGGAAGUUUUAGCCAAAGCAAAGGACUUCCGUUAUAACUUAUCAGAGGUACUUCAAGGAAAACUGGGAAUUUAUGAUGCUGAUGGUGAUGGAGAUUUUGAUGUGGAAGAUGCCAAGGUUUUAUUAGGCCUUAAAGAAAGAUCUGCUUCAGAGCCACGUGAGCUGCCGGACGAGGUCGAGAACUACCCUUGGCUGGAAGAGCCAGUUCCCGAGAGCAGAGAAUCUCAGAAUAUUGAAGUAUUUGAUAAAGAAGAUGAAGUACAAGAGCAAAUUCAGCAUCACCUUCACCAAUCAGCUCCCACAGAACAUGUUUCAGCACAAGAGAGUGAACUGGAGAAAGUGUGCGACAGAGCAGGUGGGAGUGGGACAGGGGAGCCACGCGAUGUCCUGCUACAAGAAGAUGAUGAACUAGCAAGAGAACAGGAACCAGAAGAUAAUUUCCUCAGAGCGAGUCCUGCAGAGGAUAACUUUGAGCCCCCAGACACUGCACCCUUUUAUGAAGCUGAAAUUAGUUACCAAGUAGAAGAUGACACAGCAAUACCAGUCUACAAUCAGGAUAUGGACGAGGCAAUGUAUGAACAAGAAAAUCCAGACGCCAGUGAACGAUUAGGCACUGAGGAUGAACGAAUACUACACGAUGCAGAUAAUGUAAUAUACCAAGACUAUGAUGACCAAGAAAUACCUCUGCCUCCUGAAGAACAGGAACUACCACCAGCAACAAAUAGAAAAACAGAUGAUCCAGAACAAAAAGAAAAAGUUAAGAAAAAGAAGCCUAAACUGUUAAAUAAAUUUGAUAAAACUAUCAAGGCUGAACUUGAUGCUGCCGAAAAACUCCGUAAAAGGGGCAAGGUGGAGGAAGCGAUGCAAGCAUUUGAAGAACUGGUACGCAAAUAUCCUCAGAGUCCCCGGGCCAGAUAUGGGAAGGCACAGUGUGAAGAUGAUUUGGCUGAGAAGAGGAGGAGCAACGAGAUCCUCCGUGGGGCCAUAGAGACCUACCAGGAGGUGGCCAGCCUGCCUGAUGCCCCCGCGGACCUGGUGAAGCUGAGUCUGAAGCGGCGCUCAGAACGACAGCAAUUUCUAGGUCACAUGAGAGGGUCCCUGCUUACCCUCCAGAGAUUAGUUCAACUCUUUCCUGAUGAGACUUCUUUGAAGAACGACCUUGGAGUGGGGUACCUCUUGCUCGGAGAUAAUGACAGUGCCAAGAAGGUGUAUGAAGAGGUCCUGAAUGUGAGGCCUAAUGAUGGCUUUGCUAAAGUGCACUAUGGCUUUAUCCUGAAGGCGCAGAACAAGAUCGCGGAGAGCAUUCCCUAUCUGAAGGAAGGAAUAGAAUCUGGGGAUCCUGGUACAGAUGACGGGCGAUUUUAUUUUCACCUGGGAGAUGCCAUGCAGAGGGUUGGGAACAAAGAGGCAUAUAAGUGGUACGAGCUGGGACACAAGAGGGGACAUUUUGCGUCUGUUUGGCAGCGCUCACUCUAUAACGUGCAAGGACUGAAAGCACAGCCGUGGUGGACCGCCAAAGAAACAGGCUACACAGAGUUGGUUAAAUCCUUAGAAAGAAACUGGAAGUUAAUUCGUGAUGAAGGCCUUGCAGUAAUGGAUCAAGCCAAGGGUCUCUUCCUGCCUGAAGAUGAAAACCUGAGGGAGAAGGGGGACUGGAGCCAGUUUACACUGUGGCAGCAAGGAAGAAAAAAUGAAAACUCCUGUAAAGGAGCUCCUAAAACCUGCUCUCUACUAGAUAAAUUCUCUGAGACAACAGGAUGCAGAAGAGGACAGAUCAAAUAUUCUGUCAUGCACCCAGGAACUCACGUGUGGCCACACACGGGGCCCACUAACUGCAGGCUCCGAAUGCACCUGGGCUUGGUGAUUCCAAAGGAAGGCUGCAAGAUCCGAUGUGCCAACGAGACCAGGACGUGGGAAGAAGGCAAGGUGCUCAUAUUCGACGACUCCUUUGAACAUGAGGUGUGGCAGGACGCCACAUCUUUCCGGCUGAUAUUCAUCGUGGACGUGUGGCACCCAGAACUGACAGCCCAGCAGAGACGCAACCUUCCUGCAAUUUAAUGUGUUCUGUAGGCUCAGGACAUUGGAGAGAAAGAGAGAGAGGCUGUCUUUUGGAUUCUUACAAAGCGGGAUAGAAGAUUGAAUACCAAGGCCCUUAAUUCCCUCAACUUGUAGCCGAAUAAAUUCUAAAUUUCCUCCCAGGCCUAGAAGACACUAAGGAAUAUUUGCCUGAAUGCAAUUCAUUUAGAAAAUUCACAGCUGUAUUUCAUGCCAGAGAGCACCAGUCUGGUGCCUGUAUUUCAGGUGAACAUGUAGUUUCUUCCUUGCAGCCAAAGAUACCUUUCCAGGUACACUAGGACUAAAUCAGUGUACAAAGAGAAUAUAUGUAGAAACUGUGAAUAGAUUUAGUUUGUAAUCUUUCUAUGCAGUUCUAAUUAUUGUUAGUAAAAUGCAUUCAUGAUUGGGGCUGGAGUGAUAGCACAGUGGGUAGGACGUUUGCCUUGCACGCGGCCGACCCGGGUUCGAAUCCCAGCAUCCCAUAUGGUCCCCUGAGCACUGCCAGGGGUGAUUCCUGAAUGCAUGAGCCAGGAGUGACCCCUGUGCAUUGCGGGGUGUGACCCAAAAAGCAAAAAAAAAAUGCAUUCAUGAUAAAAGCAGUUUUAUUUUCCUUACACAAAGGACAAAGAUGGAAUUAUGCCAGUAUCUGUGAAUGUACCACUCAGUCUAUUUGCUUUAUUAUUUUCACUGAAAUAGUGUCUUACUUUCUCUCCUUACUAGGUCAGUAGUGCAGGCAUUGUAAAAGUUACCUUUGUUUCUAAACAAAAUUUUUUGCAGCAGACAUGAAAUUGUUGUAUACUGAGUGAUAAGGAGCUCACCUGCACAUUUUUUAAUGCACAUAUUAAGGCUUCGGGGGUAAAAGUGAAAUUUCUUAAAGUAACAGUAACCUGUUGGGAUCAGAUGAACAUCUCAGUUUGCUGUCAAGACUAAAAUCUAGAAUAUCUUUGCCUGUUACCUUUGUGAGCAAGGAGCUUCUUGAGUAGAUGGCCACCACAAUAAAACUAUGGAGAAUGGUAGAGUCAAAGAUCAAGAAUGCCAGGAUCUUUGUCCUGGAGUUGAUGUGGAUGUAGGAGAUCUAGGAUAUCUAGGUUGAUUUCCACUUGGAAAGAUUUCAGAAGACUCUUAGAUCUCCCUGGCUUUAGAAGCUUCUGUCACUUUAAUAUCACUUUACAGUAGCUGUCUUUAACGUGGUUUAGCUUUACUGUUACCCCUAGCACAGAAUUAACAAUUGAAAACUGGGCAGUGCAUAUUCAUGCCAAAGUUUAGUUGAACAGGUAUUAAUGCAUUAAAUGUUUAAAUCAGAGCUAACUAGAUUUGUUAGCAGUGAGACUGUAAUGAUAUUCAUGCACUGAACUUUAAGCCAAAUGAACAAAAAUGUUGAAUAAAUGAUGCAUAGGUUAGUUACCAAACUUCAUAGAUUUUUUAAAAUGUACUUUCAUCUUUUUCUAAAUACAAAGGCAGUCAUUUAUAUGAUUAUAAAAGUAGUUCUUUAAAGUUUAUAUGAGGGGCUGGAGCAAUAGUACAGUGGGUAGGGCGUUUGCCUUGCACACGGCCGACCCAGGUUCGAUUCCCAGCAUCCCAUAUGGUCCCCUGAACACCGCCAGGGGUGAUUCCUGAGUGCAGAGCUAGGAGUAACCCUUGUGCAUUGCCAGGUGUGACCCAAAAAGAAAAAAAAAGUUUAUAUGGGCCAUUUUUGCCUGUUCUUGAGGACAUUAGAUUUUAGAUUUUAGUAGUAGUGUUUGAAAAGUAAUUGUUUCAUUGCUGUUAUGCCAGUAUUCAAAAAUCCCACUAAAAUAAGCUAAGAAGCAUCUGAAAGAAACAUCAAAACAAACAUCCGAAGUCCAAAAGAAAAGGGAGACUCUUGCAGAACAAGAAGAUAUUUAUGUCCUUCAGUAUUUAUUGAACAAAAGAAAUGACUGACAAAAGGACAUUACAAUCCAAUGCUCAGGUGGUAACAUUCAUGUCACGUGUUGAAUUUGGUUCUUGUAUGUAUAUUGCAUACACAUGAAGAAAUUAAUAGUACAAGUUGUCUUUGUUGAACCAUCAUACAUUCAUUUAAUAAAAUCAUGGAAUAAAAUUAAAACUAGCUUUUAACUUAGUAAUUGUAGCAUGGUAUUUAAAAUCAGGUCACUACAGUAGAAUUCUAUUGUCAAUUGAAAAGCUAGAAUAAUUAUUACUGUUGCAAAGUGUUGGCACUAAUUGACUUUAAUAGUAUUUUACAUACUUGGACCCCACAACUUUUUUAAAAUCCAAGUAAUAAAAUGAAUUAUCUGAUUCACUUUAAAUCUUUGUUUUUCUUCCCUAUGUGAUAGUAUACAAGUGAUGUUUCACUGCACUGGUAGAAUUAAUUCAGUGUUAUUAUUUUAUUAUUUGACACAAAAUGAAUAAGCUUUAUACUGUGAUACAAUUGGUUUAGAAAUAUUUUUAGUAGUUUCAACUUUAUUUCAAGGAUUAGAUAACAAAAUUUACUUGUUAUUUUUCUGCACCAGAAAAAAAAAGCUAAAUUCAUUGAGAAAGAGGCAGUAAAUACUAAUACUAAUUUUAAUAGAUAAUUAUUAAUAGAUUGAGGGUGACUAUAAUCAGUAAAAUCACCUCUUUCUUUUGAUUUUUUUUUGGUUACAAAUUCUUGUUAA